Molecule: messenger RNA, 3340 nt
Organism: Hippocampus zosterae (dwarf seahorse)
Lineage: Eukaryota; Metazoa; Chordata; Actinopteri; Syngnathiformes; Syngnathidae
Gene: ngly2
Exons: 12
Coding region: 1261-3276 (671 amino acids)
Molecular function (GO): oxidoreductase activity, acting on paired donors, with incorporation or reduction of molecular oxygen, reduced ascorbate as one donor, and incorporation of one atom of oxygen
Source: RefSeq, a predicted model, not a curated record
AUAAUUACACACACCUCUCUCAAUUUUCUCUGCACCUUACUUCAUUAAAUCAGCAAUUUCAGAGUCACUCAAGAGACGUUUAUGAGUCGUGACAGCGGCUCAAGUCACUCACAUCCAAUUUAUCUUCAUUCGCGACAGCAUAUACGAUACUGUAGUGGCCAAGGCCGAUAUGUGUAGUAGACUACUGUUUAAAAAAACAUUUCGUUGUAGGAUUGGAUUCUAUAUUAUUUCCAUAAAAUAACGCAAAAAGAUUAGAGAAUAUUGUAGCCUAUUAAAUAUAUAUUUGUAUAAUUUUUUAUUGUAAUAUAAAAAUAAGACGUAACCCAUGCCGCUUUGUUUUUAUCGUUAUUAGUGAUGAUACUGUACAUUUGUAGGGUACACUGUACUCUACAAAUGUACAGUGUCUACAAACAUGUCAUUUUAAUUCCAUGUCCAUUUGUUGGUGUAAAUUUCAGUCGAAUGGUGUCACAAAAUUUUAAUCCUGAAAAUAGGUGGAUGGAUUAGUUUCUUGAAUCUUAUUCCACAAAGAUUAAGCACAAAGCAACAUAUUAUACAGGACAUCUAUACAUUUGUAUACUUUAACUUUUUCUACAAAUACUGCUACUGGCCACCUUAAAAUGGUGCAAUGAUUUUCUACACUAACAGCACAACUGUUAUAGGAUUGUAUUCUACCACUGAUCACUUUAGCUCUGCUUGAUACUUUGCACUUUGACACUCGGCUGUCAUUGGGUGGUAAAACUGCACAACGGUACCCUUACAUUACGGAAUGUCUUUCCAUACUUAUCAUGUCAUGUCCUUGUUUAUGAUGAUUCUAUUGUAGCCUGAACUACCGGAGACAAAUUCGUUGUGUGUUCUACAUAUUGGCCAACAAAGAUGAUUCUGAUUUGUAUGUAUUAUUGAUUUAUUUUGCUAUAAGUCAAUGUGCAGAGAAACAUGUAGUUAAAUGAUAUUGGAUAUUCAACAAGCAUCAGUGCGUUUUUCAAGUGUUGUAGUUGAGUAAAAGGUGUUCAAUAAAAUCUGGUUUUCUCAACAAUAUUUCAUUAAAUAUUCAUCGCAUUAGAAAAGGUGUGUUUAUUGUACACGCUUUUUGACCCACUACGGCCGCCGUCUUCUCCAUAAGCUCUGCCUCCAACAGACGAUAAGCAGCCGCCGUAUAAAUAAUCAAUCAAGAACGGGGCCAAAGAAUAAACUCAUAACAAAAAAAUGCGGAACAUUUCUGGUUGGAGCCGAAUUGAUCCAAAUUAGCACGGCGUUGGAAGAAUGUUGGGUUUAAGAUCUCCUGUGCUCUAUUUACUACUUGUAGCUGUCGUGCACGUGACUUUCGCAACAAAAACGAUACCAAGGAGGCGGCUGAAAUUGACCGACAAUGAAGCGAGCCGAGCGGGUUUGGAGCUCCGCGACAAUUUGGUGGAGGAGAGACGCUCUGGAUAUUUGGAACCGGGAGAACCGGCUGCCCCGUUCACGGUGCCGACUCUGAAUGGGGAGUUUGUGUACCAGCCGGGAGGAGCGGGUUCGGCGGGGGUCUCGUUGGUCAUCCACGCGUUUAGCAACAAGUCGGCGUUCGUUGAGUGUUUGUGGAGUUCCUCGUCGUCCUUGGCCAGCCUCGUCGAGGAGCUGCCGAGCAGCGCUCAGGUGCUCUUCCUCUCCCUGGACGACUCCGCGGCCACGGACGCGCUCUGGAUGCGGGAAAGGCUGCACUCCGUCGCCAAAAAGCACAAUCAAGAGGAGGUUUUGUCCAGACUUCAUGUGUCUCCAGUACCGGUGUUUGCUGUUGGAAACUGGAUCGCCAGCGUCUUGUACUCCUGGGCAUGUACGGGUCACAACUGUGGCCUGUCUCAGGCUGUGUUCACUUCCCAGGGAUGGGAUGUGCCUGUUAUCGUCAAGCGCCUGGACGCAAGAUAUGACUGGCUAACAGGACGCUGGGAAAAGACGAGGUACGAGCUGAAGGACACGGGAGACGGCUGUGAGCCGUGGCCGUCUCUCGGCGGUGCCGUCGCCUGGCUGUCAGAGGGAAACUGCUCUUUCUUCACCAAGGUCCGAAACAUGGCCAAGUCCAACGCAUCUGGCGUGUUGGUCUACGCCCUCGCAGGAAAUGCCAUCCAGGACAUGAACUGCGUGGACACGGAGUGUCUCACGCCACUCGCCCUGCCCGCAGCCAUGGUGCACAACCAGCCAGCCGUCACCCGCAUGCUCAGAUCAGGUUUGGCAGUGAGUGUUUCUUUCCAGACCACGCCGUCUCCCAACUUCUUCUUCGGCAUUGACCAACAGGGGGCGCUGGCCGAGCUCGGUUGGUUCCUCUACCCCUCCUUCAGCUUCCUCAACUGGCAGGCACAGUGGUUUGACUUCUCCACAGCUCUGCAGCUGAAACUGGAAUCUCCCGCAACCGUGGUCUCCGUCUUCGAUAAAGUGCAAAUGCAAGGAGACAAAGGGGCCGUGGCUGAUGUCAACAUGCCGCCAGACCUGUCUACGUUUGACACGCUGAUGUUGGAUGCGUCGUUCUCGUGCCCCGGCAGCAGAGAUGGGUCGUGUCCUCACUGGGAUCACACGGUUCAACUCUUUGUGUGCUGCGAUCGCCUCGGACCGUAUUGCCACGUCGAGCUGGGACGCUGGAUCACCGCUUUCCGAAGAAGAAUCGGCCGCUGGGAGACGGACGUGUCUCCGCUUCUUCCGGUGCUGGACGCCGGCGUUUGUCGCUUUACCAUGAAGACGGCUCCGUGGGCCAUGCCCUGGAUGGUUUCCCUCAACCUGAGGUUUAGCGUCGCCAACCUGACAAGCGAAAAGCUCCGCCCUUUCCGAAUGAUGUCACUGUACGACGGCGGGACUUUCGACAAGACGUACAACCGGCGCUACCCGCCAAUUAAGUUUCCUGCGCCCGCCUCUGCCAAAAAGGUGGAGCUCUAUGCUGUCAUCACAGGACACGGCAGCGACGAAAAUGGAUGCGGUGAGUUCUGCGUCACUUCGCACCACUUCCUGGUCAACGGCGUUCACAACAACACGCGAUCCUUCGACUCUGCGGGCUCAGCACUGGGCUGUACUGAGCACGUGAAGGAGGGCGCCGUGCCCAACGAGCACGGCACGUGGCUGUACGGCCGCGGGGGCUGGUGUGACGGGCUGCAGGUGGACCCCUGGAGGCUCGACGUCACCGCACAGUUGGAUGUUAGCGGUCAGGCGUCCAACACGAUUCAGUACUUCGGUCUGUUCAACGGCAAGGAUCCGGAUCCAACUCAGCAGCCAGGUUACAUUGUCAUGUCGUCUUUCCUCAUCUUUUACAAAUGAAUACCAAAAAUGUCCUCCGUCAUAAUUAAAUAAUUCAUUCAUCUCAUGGCCAGAGUGGCCGUAA